AGUCAUGCGUCCCUCAACGUCCGGUGGUAUUUAUGGUUACGUGAUUCAUGCAUAGCCUCUUCAGCCUGUCUGUCCUGACGUGUAAAAUUUAACUGUAAAAUUUAGUUGAUAGUGCAGUGAUAUAGACGGGGCGCCUCGUGUUAGUAAUGAAUUCUGUUAUGAUCAUGAAGUGUUUUCUUGAUGGAAUAUUUGAACAAUCUUCAGUUAAGAAACUUUUCUUUUGUCUGACUAUGGAUCCGCUAUAUCAAGGAUUCGGUAAGCUGCAGUAUAAAUAGGUAUAGUUGGUUUAAGCCAAAAUACAUUUGUUUGCCAAUUAAAUGGGUUUUCUUAAUUGAAAACUCUGACAAAUGGAAAUGGUGCCUAAAGAACAUAGUGUUUCUUUCUAUUUAGUCAAAGUGCUGAAAUAUCGACUUUAUGAUUACGACCCUAGCGUUUAUUCAGAACUUUGAGCGAAGAUAGAUAGCUUUAGUGGAACUCAAAUUAGAUAAAUAUAUGCUCAAUGUAUGUAAAUAUGUUUGUUGGAUAACAUGGUAUAUUAUUGAUAACAUGGUAUAUUAUUAGGGAUAUCUAGGCAUGAGAUUGUGGCCAGUAAUGGGUAAAGAUAUAUAAAACUGCCAUUUGAUCGAACUUCAACAUAAAUGAUUGCGCAUCUAAGUAGUGCUUAUUAGACUAUUAUUGCUCGCUGUCACGUAUAAAAAUUAAUAUUCAUCUGUAAUUUCCUUAAUUUAGUAGGUGUGCUGUUUGUCGGGCCACUUAAAGUAGCUACAUUAGGUAAACAGUUUCUUUUACUGGUCACUUGAAGCUCCGGGAAGAUAUGUGCGCGAGACAAAGCUGACAGGUGAAAUAUUUUUCCCUUUGAGAAAAAAAAGCUUUCUUUUUCCAAUAAAACAAAAUGGUAAUUGGUCGGUCGUAAACAUGUAACAACCACUAGCGUCGUCGCCUCUGAUAUAGUAUCAAAUGGAUACAUGUAUAUCUCUGUGCAAAUUGUGUUGCGUGAAAGUGUGCUGAACAUGUGUAUAAUUACAAAACAUGUGCGAAGUAUUUUCGUGUUUUUAUCAUUCUUUUGAUAUUUUAUAGUACACGAGUCACCGUCGCCUACGCAGGUAGCGACAGUAAAUGUUAUUAUAGUCAAGUUCCUUGCGAAUCAUAUUAACAAACUUCGAAUAUAUUCAAUGUAAGUGUAUGUAAAAAAAAAAGCUUAGAGCAACUAAUUCCUUCAUAAUUUUCCUGUUCGUUUCACUAUGGACUUUAUAGUGUUGUAGAGCUUCUCUGCUGUCUAUAACUAUACAACAAUCUGUCUGCGAUUCCGGCCGCGUCUGCCAUUCUUAGCCGUUGUCGGCAUUUCUGAUGAUGUCGCGUAGUGUCAGCCGCAGCCGAUCUCCAUCGAAGUGCUCCUCAGUCAGCUCGCACAAGCGAAAGCGAGACCGCGGCGACAGGGAGCGUGAACGAGGUCGAGAGAGAGGUCGCGAACGCGAGGGUCGCGAUAGCUCAAGAGAUAGGUCGUCCAGACGCCACAAGAAGUCCAGCCACAAGGAGUCGCGACAUGGAAAAUUGUCGAAGCGACGUCACGAAGAUGUGCCACGGGCGUACCGUCAAAGUCGCAGCGCUUCAACGAGCUGCGGUAGAAGUUCCAGUUCAGACAACAAUAACGAUGACGAGAAAGGAAAGGACAGAGACAGAGAUCGAGACAGAGAAAAAGAAAAGACCUCAGUCGAACAGCCGCCUACCAAGAAGAAGCCUCGCAAAGAGGCGACGCCUGAGCUGGAUCCAUUUGAAGUACGCCGGCGUGAGCUGAUGCGCGAGAAGGAAAUUACAGCAGAAGUUGAAAGGCGUUUGGCCGAAAUCUUGCCGCAAAAAGUUGAAGAAGAAAUGGAAUUGCGGAGAGAAAAGAUGCGGCAGGACAUUCGACUUGAAAUGGAAGAACAGGCCAAAAGGAAUUCUGAGGAGCUGCGACUUGAGAACCAGUUGCUCAAAGAGGAGAUGAAGACGAAGCUAGAGGAGUCCCAGAAGGAACUGGAUGAAGCCCGCGAACAGCUUCAGGCGCUGCGGGAGCAGACUGACGAAAGCGUCCACAAAGUGGCCGAAGACAGGUUGAAACUCCUCGAGGAGCGCCGAAAGCUGGAUGAAGAUCGAAUGGCCCUCGAGCAGGAGAAACGGGAACGGAAGAAAGCUGAACAACAUCUGAUCCUUAACAAAACUGGCAAAGCGCGACCUAAGCUAGCGUUCUCUUUCAAGUAGCGGCAGCAUCAACUACAAUAAGUAGGUUUUAGAAGGUGAGCUUCAUAGUAAUGCUGUAAUUAAGAUGUAUAUAUUUCGCACAGCUGCUAGUGGGGUUUACGUGUUAAUUGUUCAUUUCCUGACUAUGCACUGUAGAAUACAUGUUUAUUUAACUAAACGCGUAAAUUCCGAUAGCCGUCAGUGGCGAUGCUUCGUGUGGGUAUCCAUUGUACUAAUAAAACGCAAUAGGAAAUGUAAUAAUGUUUUC
Molecule: messenger RNA, 2485 nt
Organism: Varroa destructor (honeybee mite)
Lineage: Eukaryota; Metazoa; Arthropoda; Arachnida; Mesostigmata; Varroidae
Source: RefSeq, a predicted model, not a curated record